AUGUCGGGAGUCCAGCCUGUCGCAGUCUAUGCGCUGCAGGUGCCGCCGGGGGGCGGCUUGGUCCCUGCCGUCCCGGACUCCGCUGCGAUGUUUCGCGUGAGCAUGGCGGCCAUCGACCCCGAUGCGGCACCUGAAUACGAGGACGACUACGACUCCAGCAAGCCUCCACGUGCCACUCUCAAGAUCGUGCGUCCGCCGCCUGGCAUGGACAUGGAUGAGGACGAUGACGACUACGAGGACGAGAGCGACGAGGACUCUGAGGACGAGGAGAUCAAUGGCGGACCCAGCGACAAGGAAAAGGCCAAGAAACUGCGCGAAGCUGCUGCUCGCAAGGAGAUGGAGGACGCCAUGGAUGAGGAUGACUCUGAUGGGGCAGGAGAGGAAGUUGACAUGAAGUCUGCCAUCUCCAAGCUGAUCAAGGGGAAGGCCCCUGCUAAAGAUGGCGAUGAUGACGACGAUGAUGAGAGUCUGGAUCUCGAAGAGAUUGUCGUCUGCACCCUGGACCCGGAGAAGCCCCUCGACAUCACCGUGUCCGAGAAUGAGCGGAUCUACUUUAAGGUGACUGGUACUCACACGGUCUAUCUGACCGGCAACUACGUGAUGCCGACCGACGAGGGUCGCAGGAUGCUCGAUGACGAGGACGAAGAGGACGACGAGGAUGAAUAUGAUCUCUCCCCCGACGAGGACGAGUUGGAUAUGGACCUGAUUGACGAAGACGAGGAGAGUGACGAGCUGGAUGAUCUGGAGAACCCUCGAAUCACCGAGAUUAACUCCGACGAGGAGGAGGAGGCUCCAAAGCUCGUCACCGCACCCCCGAAGGGGAAAAACAAGCGUCCCGCGGAAGAUGAGGCCGGCCUGGAUGACAUGAUGGCCAAGGAUGCCAAGUCCAAACCCAACGGCGAGGCCAACCUGAGCAAGAAGCAGCAGAAGAAACUGAAGAAGAACAACGGCGAAGCCGCUCCUGUCGAAGAGAAAAAGGAUGCAAAGGACGGGAAGGAUGGAAAGGACGCUCCGGCCAAGUCUGACAAGAAGGUUCAGUUUGCGAAGAACCUCGAACAGGGUCCCACCGGGUCUGCUCAGGACAAGAAAUCCUCCGAGAAGACCACCGGCACAUUGGGUGUGAAGGAGGUCCAGGGUGUGAAGAUCGAUGACAAGAAGCUUGGAAAGGGUCCUGUUGCCAAGAAUGGAAACACGGUGUCCAUGCGCUACAUCGGUAAACUGGAGGACGGAAAGGUCUUUGAUGCCAACAAGAAGGGAAAGCCUUUCACUUUCAAGCUCGGCAAGGGUGAGGUGAUCAAGGGAUGGGACAUUGGCGUUGCUGGUAUGGCUGCUGGUGGUGAGCGACGCAUCAUCAUUCCACCUCACCUCGGCUACGGCAAGAAAGCCAUGCCGGGCAUUCCUCCCAACUCCAAGCUCAUUUUCGAUGUGAAGCUGCUGGAGAUCAAAUAA
Messenger RNA from Rasamsonia emersonii CBS 393.64, 1449 nucleotides. Its product is annotated as Peptidylprolyl isomerase. Lineage: Eukaryota; Fungi; Ascomycota; Eurotiomycetes; Eurotiales; Trichocomaceae. The coding region runs from base 1 to 1449 and encodes 482 amino acids. Gene Ontology annotation, cellular component: nucleolus; chromatin. The record is from RefSeq and is a predicted model, not a curated record. Gene Ontology annotation, molecular function: peptidyl-prolyl cis-trans isomerase activity; macrolide binding. The transcript has 4 exons.